Messenger RNA from Hyposmocoma kahamanoa, 4729 nucleotides. RefSeq lists its product as uncharacterized. Bases 569 to 4051 code for a protein of 1160 amino acids. The transcript has 15 exons. The record is from RefSeq and is a predicted model, not a curated record. NCBI's taxonomy places the organism in Eukaryota, Metazoa, Arthropoda, Insecta, Lepidoptera, Cosmopterigidae.
ACCGCUUGCCGCGGCGCAGCGCAUCCGUGUUCCCGGUUGUCGGGGACGCUUCUCGAAUCUGCAAAGGUUCUAUAUACAAACAUACAGUACGCGAUGCAUAGAUGGUGUUCCGGCGAGCCCGGCCGGAGCUCCGGGCGGGCAUCGAUCUUGCAUUCUGCAGUUGCGCCGUGCAGCCCAAAAUUGAAUAUUGAUUAACUGACCUGGCCGUAUGUAGUUUGUAUGUAAUCGCUCUUCUUUGUCCCGGCGCCGCGGCAGGAAGCUGUCUCCAGUGAAUGAGUCGUGAUUUUAACAAUUUCAAUCAAAAUUUUCAUCAAAUAUUUCAAGAUUUAAUGUUAUCGCGUGUGCGAGUUAUCACGUAGAAAUUUCAAGGGAGUAUUUUCGAUAAUCGGAUUAUUAGUAAUCGGAUAAUUGAUCUUAAUUCCAAAUUAAGUGCUGUUAUACAAUGAAUAAUUGUACAACCCAUAAGAUAUCUCUUAACUGUUGUAUCUUUAUUGGCCAAGUAAUUAUUAUUUAUGGCUGAAUUCUGCUGUAUUACAUUCAGUGGGGCUUGAGACUGCGAGUAGUCAACAUGCACCGACCCAUAUUGUUCCUGGUUCUCCUCUCAGGAUGCCUCGCAGAUUCGGGUCAAGAGGCACCUAAACCUGUUUCGACGGAAGUUGGUGGUGAAUUUCUUUUACUUCUGAAUACCUCUGGUAUUGGUCUGACCAGCUGCUUCCUACUGACUCCCAAUGGCGAAUUUGUUGAAGUAAUGCCGACGGAUAAUUCCACCGAUCGAUAUGAAGUCCGAAAGAGUAACGCCUUGUCUGGCUGCUCUGUUACUGUAAAAAAUGCCAAUGAGAACGACGGGGGUGUUUGGGAGAUUUAUUCUGAAUCUUCUGAAGGAGGCAAGGCCAGUUCUCAACGCUGGCUUGUGACUGUCAUUCGGUCCGAAAGUCUUUGUACAGAAUCGUCUCUAGAACAAGAGCUUUUGGAAGACCUCAUUUGGAUGAAAAAAAAACAUAUCCGAGUUGAAGUUAAUUCAAACGUCACUUUAUCUAUCAGCAAAAUGGACUACCAGGACAACUGCACCUUGCAACCACCAGGUGGCACUGCCAUGAAUUUGAAAGAUCUCGUAAUGGAAGGUGUGCACCCUCAUGGCGGUACAAUCAUCGUUGCGUGUGAGGUGGACAUUGGUCCAAUAAAUGAUGCGCUGUUGGGAGUUUGGAUUCUAUGUGGCCAAUACGUCGAGGGAAAUAUCUUGCAUAAAUGGUGUCAGCCCACGACGAUUGAAUAUAAUACCCUGAACAAGCCACGCGCUAGCUGGCAUUCUGAACGACAUCCAAAAUUUAACCAUGCUGUUCAUUUUGGUGGUGUGUUAAAUACGGGCGUAAGAGGCUCUGGCAAAUUAUUGAAUUGUCACGUCGUUACUCCGUUUGGUGAUGACAUCGCUGUCAUCGGCGACACGAACUACCCGUACUUCAAUGUAACAUUGAAUCCAGGACAUCCUGUCUGCGAUGUCGCUAUUGGUCCCAUAGAAGCUAAAUUGCUUGGAGACUGGGAGAUCUAUGCCACGUUCGAUUCCUCAGUUCUAGGUUUUAUGCAUGUUUGCCAGCCGCUAAACCUUUUUCUUUAUGACGAAGAAAACCCUACCAAUCAAGCGUACAAUAUAACGACUCUUGACCAAGUGACCCACGUCGUGAAUAUUGCCAAUACUAUUGAAAUUGAAGUGACCGGAUUUGGAACUAGGGACAAUUGCAUCAUCGCAUUGCCGUCGGGUAUAACUCUCGACCUGAAUACUUUCUCCCCCUCAACUAGCGCGGUCAAAUUUGUGAAGACUGAGAACAGGGUGUGUCGCGCCUCUAUCGGGCCUAUAUCCGAGGAUAUGAUCGGCAUUUGGCAGAUCUCAGGAAAAUUCAGUAAUCAAGGCAAAUAUCACGAAUAUCGUCGGCCCUUUAAGAUUAUUAAAGAAGAUCCUGCCAAUCCGAUAGAAGAAGACCGGAAGGUAACCUAUUUGAAAUCGAAGCGCAUAGUAACCCGUCUCGGAACUACACACGAGGUCAUUAUUGGCAAGAGUUUCGCAUUCGAAAAUUGCCAUGUUAGAACUCCUGCAAACUUGCAGUUCAAGAUCAUGGAAGGAUUUAAAGUCCCCAACGUUAAAGUUUUGGAGGACGACAGCAUCAAUUGCGGCAUAUCAAUCUACAUUGAAUCAGAGGCAGAAGUGGGAACUUGGACGCUCAUUUCUAGAGAAGGUUUUAACUCGAACGCGGAACGUCGUUUACAGUUCACUGUCGACGUCAACGAGGAAGUCGGAGUAGUUCCUGUAGCGAGUACUGUUGCAGAAGGUAACGAUUUACAUAUCCGUCUAGAAAGGCCUUCGGCUUUACCAGAUACUUGCGAAGUUAUAGGACCAGCUUCGGAUCGGAAAGUACAAAAAGAUGAAAACUUCAUCGAUGAAUGUGGCUACAUCAUCAAAAAUGUCACUUUUAAUGACAACGGCCAAUGGAAAAUCGUAUACGGGCAGAAAAUACAUUACAUAGGCGUUGUUGAUAUCUCAGUCGUCGGUCGCACGAGUAGUGGUGUUGAGAACUUUGUUUGGGUAAACGAUAGGGCGGUGAGCCUAAACGUAGGGCCGGAGGAUGCUGUUUAUUGUAAGAUCGAGGACCCGGCUGGGUCUGUGGUGUCUGACAAACUCGGUCGCUGCGCUAUCAAAGUCGACCGCGUCAGUUCAAAACACGAUGGCACUUGGUUUAUGACAAUUGGCAUGCCGGGACGAAUUCUCACAGAGAGACACUCCUUCACUGUUACUAUUAGGGAACCCGUUUCCAAGGCGGAGGUGCGCACCCGUGUGGAGAAGAGCCGGCCCUACGUGACGUUACUGUGUUCCGUGGCAGUCCAGAGCAAAGUGACUGCGUGUAAGUUCAGGGGCCCCUCAGGCCGCGUGCUGCUCGCCUCCGAAGGCGUCGGCGAAGAUCGGUACUCCUUCCACGGUGUCGGCGUACGGUUCGAUGCAAACGUGACGAACCACGAAUGUGGUUUACGCAUUACCGUGCCGCUGGCGCAGGACCUAGGGCUGUGGCGCUGCGCUGUGAAGACGGACACGGACACGUUCUAUGGAUUCCUCGCUGUCCUUUGCCCCUGGGUUGCACCCGCACCAGGCGUUCAAAGAGAACCAACUCUCAUAGCUGAUAAGGAAUUGGUAACUGGUUACGAGGGCGACGCCGUGACCAUGUCUUGCACCAUACAAUCUGCGAUUAAGUACUGCUAUUUUCGGGCUCCAAACGGCACUACAUACAGCGUCAGCCCCGGUACGAAACAUCCCCUCAUGGAGUAUGUAGGCGCAGGAUUUGAUGCUGGAGAAUGUGGUAUACGGUACAAAGGCCUAACCUCGCCCGUCAACGGACACUGGAACAGCGAAACCUGGAGCUGCCACGUCGGACUUCUUAACGUCUCCAAACCUGAACAACGCGCCACCAUGACCCUUGAUAUGAUAGAGUUACUGACGGUGGAGCAACAAGGCGGAUGGGGGCAAGAAGAGGUAACGGUGACGAUGCGCGUUGCCGGCACUCGUCCCCUCGACUACUGCCGUUUCGUCAGGAUCGAUGGAUUUGGCUUCACUGUGGACAACGUACCCGAUCUCUACUCGGUGGAAGAUCUCCGUUCCAUUGGCCAGUGCACGCUCCGGAUUCCUGAUCCCACGAUGCUCGAUGUUCAUCCGUGGACCUUGGCAGUGCGUAUACGUGGUCAGGACGUCGAAAUCCUUAAGAGCACCACAUUCAAGCACGGGGGAAUAAACACGACGACUCCUGCGCCUACCACCGAGCCUACGGCUACCACCGACCCUACAGCUUCAACUGAACCUACGCCUACGACAUCCGGGCAACAUGAUUUUAUAACCAUUAAAAUUAUUCCCGUCAGACAAACCAUGUUAUUCUUGCUUCUGCUGCCAAUUUUGAUAUUCAGCCUGGUCUUCUCUUGCUUCCGAAUAUUCCGCAUAUUUACUGCCGAUCGCGCCGAACAGAAGGCGAUCUUGCACACGACAUUAGAUACCGACAUAUACCAUAUUAAAAACUAAAAAGAAAAUUACGUAUAAUCAACGUUAUUUACAUAUUAAUCAUCAAUAUAAUAAUAUAAUUAAUGUACUUACUUCUUAAAAUAGUCAAAAAGUUCACAUAUAAACAUAUAAAAUGGUUUAAAAGUGAUCGAAUGUGUUUUUGCAUCGAACAAACUGUUAAAUUAUGGAAUUAAUUACAUACUUGUGUUCAUCGCUAAACUGGUGGGUUAAUUUGCCAAGCCAUUCGUUAUUACCAAAACUGGAAUUAGUAUAAUAUUUAAUAGAUAUUAAUUUAAAUUUUAACAAAUAUUUUAAUGUCCAUUUAUAGGACAGUUCUUAGAAAGUAAAGCGAUCCACUAAGUUGUGUGAUUGCAAUUUGAAAUGUAGUAGGUAGUAGACUCCCUAAACCUGUGAUUCUUGGCCUCUUUCGGCCUGUUUACCUGAUCAUCUUUUUGAUUAAUAAUUUUUUUUGAUAAAUAUAUACAUAUCGAUUUAUAUUAUAAUCCAAGUAUUUUAAAAAAAUACUAUUUAUUUGUGAUAUGAACAAUAUGUAUUUGUAAAAUGCAUUAAUGUUCGUCCUUAACUCUUUAGGCCAGUGGCCGAGAGCACAAAAAGGGCCAUAUACUCGCAAAAAGUGGUGUGGUGUAGUGGUCACGCGCCUUACAGACACGUCGCCUGUAGCGAUUCUGGUAAAAAACA